AUGUGGAGAGAGGGGAAGAGUAGUAAAGUUAGAAAAUUUCUUACCGGAGAUACUGACCAGGAAGAGCGGCGAUUUAAACGACGGGAGGAACACGACGACGUUGGUGAAGCCGCACGGCGGCGGAAACUGGGAAGUAGAUCUGCAAGCGGUAUAACAAAUAAGGCAUUUAAGACUAAUGAUUCCGGUCUAGCAUCUUAUGUUGCUAGUCCAAUUGACCUAUCACUCAGCUGGAAGGAUGUGAAAUGGCUUCAAACCCCAUUGCCAAUUUUAGUGAAGGGUGUACUUAGGGCUGAACACACAAAGUUAGCUAUACAAGAUCGAGUUGCUGGAAUCAUUGUUUCCAAUAUGGCGGAGUUCGUAGAGGGAAAGAUAGAUAUAAAAUUAUACUAUGGCCUUUUUUCCUUACUGAAGCAUUUUCCAUCGUUUAGAUUUCGUAUCUCUGUACUAUAUCAGAUUGGAAGACCAGUGGUGUUCUCACUGGCUACUGAUGGUGAAGCUGGUGUAAGAAAAAUGCUUCAGAUGCUUCGUGAUGAGUUUGAAUUAGCUAUGGCCUAUGAUGUAUAG
Molecule: messenger RNA, 564 nt
Organism: Vicia villosa (hairy vetch)
Lineage: Eukaryota; Viridiplantae; Streptophyta; Magnoliopsida; Fabales; Fabaceae
Product: glycolate oxidase 3-like
Exons: 6
Coding region: 1-564 (187 amino acids)
Molecular function (GO): oxidoreductase activity
Source: RefSeq, a predicted model, not a curated record